GCAGCUCGGUUCUCACGGCCGGGGCUUUUACUGAGUAUCUAUACCGUCUCAGGAACACAGAGGCGCGGCUUGGGCGCGGCAGUUUGGCCGGUAUCAGGUGGAGAAACGGACCGGGGGCCGGAUUGUUCUCUGUGGAGCGGAACAGAGGCGAAGACACCGCGAGCACGCAGCCGACAUGCACACAAAGAGCAGCGGGCGAGAGGGAGCCGCGACCGGAGCCGAGGAGCAUUAGCCUGGGGGAGCGUGAGGAGCCUGAGGAGCUAGGCCGGCCGGAGCCACAGAAUGAGGGGGAUCUGAGCUGGGUUAACUGGCUGAUUCUAGAUGCUCAGUCUGUCUGAACCGGGAUGAUAGCGUGCUGAGGGCUGCUGCGUGCUUUGCUUUGCUUCGCUUCGCUUCGCUUCGCUUUGCUUGGAGACACUCCAGAUUUACGAGCGACCAGCAUUGUUAGGGGGAGAUCUCCACCAACACCUCCACCAUCGACGUCUUCGUCUUCUCGUGUGUUAUUGUUAGGGUUGGGUUAGCUAGGCUAGCUGGAGCGCAGUGUUGCAGUGUGCAGUUUAUUUAUCUAGCAACAAUAAACGAAGGGAAACAGCGCUUCAAGGCUGCUUAACUUACCAUCAUCACCAGCACCACCAUCAUGAUGUUGGGUUUUAGGCUCGUACGGAUUGGAUCACUACAGUGCCACCACCACCUCCACUGUACUGUUUUCUGCAUUUUGACCAUUGCUACGGUGCUUGGGGUCCAAUCGUCGUAUCCUCAGAGCAGCGAGUGCGUGCCCGGCAAAGGAAAAGGCUGCCCAGAUCUCUCUGAGAAGAAGAGUGAUUUGCGAGUGUGCGACCCCUCCACAUGUCGCUACGGAGGAAUCUGCCGGGAUACAGGUGCAGAUCCUAAGUGUGUGUGUCAGUUUCAGUGCCAUAAGAACUAUAUACCUGUGUGUGGGUCUAACGGGGACACCUAUCAGAACGAGUGCUACCUGAGACAAGCAGCCUGCACCCAGCAGCGCUCCAUCACCAGAGCCUCUGAUGGACCCUGCUAUCCAGACAGCAGCUCGGGGUCUGGAGAUGAAGAUGACGAGGGAUCAGGAACAGACUCAGGAAAGAAGUUGAGUAAAUGCAGUAACUGCAAAUACGGCGCUGAGUGUGACGAGGAUGCAGAGGACGAGGACUCGUGCUCGUGUAAGAUUGACUGCAGUGGGCAUAAUGAAAACCCAGUGUGUGGAACAGACGGAAACUCCUAUAAUAACCCGUGUCUGGUGCGGGAAGCUUCCUGUUUAAAGCAGGAGCAGAUAGAUGUUAAACAUCUGGGACGGUGCCCAGAUAAAGACAAAGGGAGGAAGCUUGAUGAUGGACUCUCCUACAAGCCAGACUUUUUUGACACUGUGGAGCCGGGAGAUGGGAAAGGGUACGGUUGGAUGCCGGUUCCCUGCACAGAUGACUACGUCAACUUCUGUGUUCACGGCCAGUGUGAAUUAAAAUACGGCAUUGCCUCCUGCAGGUGUGAUUCUGGGUACACAGGGCCGCAGUGUGAGGAGGUUGCUGAUUUUAAUAUACUGUAUGUGGUUCCCAGUGGCCAAAAAUUACACUACGUGCUCAUAGCUGCUAUCAUUGGAGCUGUGCAGAUAGCCAUCAUCGUGGCGGUUGUCAUGUGCAUCACCAGGAAAUGCCCCAAGAAUAACAGAGGACGUCGGCAAAAGCAGAACAUGGGACAUUUUUCGUCAGACACCUCCUCCAGGAUGAUGUAGCUUAUUUUUAUUUGGCCAUUUUUUAUACUUUUUGUACCAGGUGAAUUACAUUUCUAUGUAAUUAUUUCUUGUUUCUUUUUUUUGUUUUGUUUGUUUUUUACGUGUGGACAAUAAGGUUUUAAUUCUGUUUUUUUGUUUGUUUGUUUGUUUUGUUUUGUCAAUUUUAUUUGGAUGGUGCCUUAUUGUUUCCUUUAUUUUGGACAUUUUAGGAUCUUGUCAGUGGAAAGCACUGCCAACUGAAUGAUAAGCCAGCUCUUUGUGUACAUUUUUCUUUAGUUUUUUUUUAUUGUUUUAAAUAUAUUAUUUUGUUGUUUUUUGGGAGGGGAUAGGGGGGGGGUGUAUCCAUUAUUGGUAAAUAAUGUUAUAAAUGUAACUCGGCACACGGACUGUAUCACAGACGCAGACGUCCUCCUCUCUUACAGAAUGUGUUUCUUACAAGACGAAACGUCUUUGAACUGCCUUCUGCCUUCUGCCCGCCCUUCACACUACUUUCCUUUAGCGAAUCAAAUGCAGCUGAACACCAAAUGCAAUUGGUUAUGUACAAAAAUAUGUGCGCCGACAAAAUGACGACAUUUUAGAGUUUCUUUAAAAAACAAAAAAAAGAAAAGAAAAGAAGAAGAAAAGAGAUAAUUCCAGAAAAUGGAAUGCAAAUGUGGUUGAUUAGCUAAUCCUGUCAUGUGGAAAUGUUUGUAGAUUUUACAUUCAAAUUGUUGUUGGUGUUAAUGUUAAUGUUGAAAAUGAUCAUUGUCAUUAAUUUAAUUCUAGGCACUGCAUAUCGCAUGACCUGUGAAACUUUGUCCAGUGAUGUAGAAUUAAUAGAAUAAAUUCUCUCUUAUGAAUAA
This is a messenger RNA of Astyanax mexicanus (Mexican tetra), 2583 nucleotides long. It is a transcript of the gene tmeff1b, whose product is annotated as transmembrane protein with EGF-like and two follistatin-like domains 1b. The record is from RefSeq and is a predicted model, not a curated record. Lineage: Eukaryota; Metazoa; Chordata; Actinopteri; Characiformes; Acestrorhamphidae. The transcript has 10 exons. The coding region runs from base 638 to 1741 and encodes 367 amino acids. Gene Ontology annotation, molecular function: protein binding.